AUGACAAAAUCAAAUAUCGAGAGAACACUCUUUAAGUACAAGCUAUCCUCGCUAUUUAACAAAAGCCAGGCCGAACGCUGCCAAACAAAUAGCUCUUACUUUCAACGGGCCCGAGAAGUUCGUGAAAAGUAUCUUGAUGACGCUUCGAGCCUACAUUACCGAAUCCAGCAGGAUAGAUUCCAAAACGCCGAAGCAAGCCCAAACUUCUUCAUUUCCUUCCCAACUCGCCGCUCGCAACAAAUCGCCCAGCAAACAGCCUAUAACAAGGAGGUGUCUAUACUCUCAGGCGUUGCGAAAUAUGUGGGUUUUCCAGCUGCUCCGGCGAUCCUGCCAGCGCGGCAAAAUGAGACAGAUGAAGAUUUGGCGAAGAUGGGGAUUGACCCUCGCUCGAUAAAUGCGCCCCACAGCUUUCCCCGCCCAUCCCUACCUCGCAGCACUUUUACGACCACACCAUCGACAACGGCUCGGCUCGGCGCAGCGGAGGAAUUCCUCGAACACACUCCUUGGGCAAACCCACAACAUUCUAGCCAUGAGCAAUAUCUGCAACAGCUUCAGCAGAUUAGGAUGAACGAAGAGCAACACAGGGUGGAGAAUGUAUAUGCUACCCCUGCUGCACAACAGCGCGUUGUCGAUCUACACGCGCCCAACGGGUCAGCUUCGACGAUCCCAGAUCAUGCAUCCGCGCCUAACUCGUCAGCUACAAAGACUCCGCAGGACGUUGAACAGGAUCGAAUACGCCAACCACAUCAUACCAAUAACAGGGCGCUCAUAGCGGCUAACGAGUCCCCAUUCGCUCACCGUCCCAAACCAGAUGAAGCUGAAAGAAUCUCUGGAUUUCGGUCCCAAUCAUCGUCGCCGCUAGACUUGCGGAAACCCAAUAAUCCACGGCGGCCCCAGUCGAGAACCAUCUCCGAUCAGCGAUCUCCCUCUCACGCUCAGCACCAUCGUAAUACUCCCUCGGAAGUCGGGCUUCAUCAAAGCUCCAGCGCUACCAGAGAUAACAAUUAUAAUAAUAACAACACCCACACAAACACGCGCUUGGGACUGUUUGGCGCGCCAACUCCAUCCCAACGGGACCCAUCUCCGCAACCACCGACUUCGGUUUCUGGCCCCAAUCCUGAGCUACUCAGCUCCUCAUCGUCAGGGGCAACGGCUGCCCGACAACGGUCUACGCCUCUGAACUCCAUGCACCAAGCUGCUGGUAUCACUGCAGGCGGGUCUGGGAGGAGUCGAAUGGGGGCGCGAUGA
This is a messenger RNA of Histoplasma mississippiense, 1248 nucleotides long. RefSeq lists its product with no specific name. Bases 1 to 1248 code for a protein of 415 amino acids. The record is from RefSeq and is a predicted model, not a curated record. The transcript is spliced from 3 exons. Lineage: Eukaryota; Fungi; Ascomycota; Eurotiomycetes; Onygenales; Ajellomycetaceae.